Messenger RNA from Prunus armeniaca (apricot), 1011 nucleotides. The record is from the annotation of a GenBank genome assembly. Lineage: Eukaryota; Viridiplantae; Streptophyta; Magnoliopsida; Rosales; Rosaceae.
AUGCAAAAGCUGCAUUGCAAUUUCUUCUUUCUUGCUUGCUUUGUUUUCUCUGCUACUCUGGCUCAUUCAUGGAGCCAAAACAGGGAAUUCAACCAGGCCAAGAACUAUGAGGGGUCUUCUGAUCUGGUGGAUCUUCAGUACCACAUGGGUCCUGUCCUUACUUCUCCCAUCAACCUUUACAUAAUUUGGUAUGGCAAAUGGAACCCAGCACACCAAUCCACAAUUAGAGAUUUCAUCUACUCUCUUUCUUCUCCUGCCCCUUACCCUGCUGUUGCUGAUUGGUGGAGCACUGUGAGGCUCUACACUGAUCAAACUGGAUCAAACAUCACCAGAAGCAUUGCUCUCUCUGGAGAGUUCUAUGACUCUGCCUACUCCCAUGGCAACUAUCUCAGCCGUUUAUCAAUGCAAUCCAUCAUAAAAUAUGCUGUCACUUCACCAUAUCCAAGAGCUUUACCUCUCAAUCCUCACAAUGGUCUCUACUUAGUUCUGUCCUCUCCUGAUGUUAGAGUUCAAGAUUUCUGCAGGGCAGUUUGUGGUUUUCACUACUUCACAUUUCCAACCAUUGUUGGUGUCACUGUUCCUUAUGCUUGGGUUGGCAAUAGUGGCACUCAGUGUCCAGGGGUGUGUGCUUACCCUUUUGCCUGGCCUAAGUAUUCAGGCAAGCCACCGCCAAGCACAAAUGCCGGCAACAACAUUAUGCGUGCACCGAAUGGGGAUGCCGGUGCUGACGGGAUGAUCAGCGUGCUAGCUCAUGAGCUAGCAGAGGUUUCAAGUAACCCACUUGUGAAUGCAUGGUAUGCAGGUGAUGACCCAACUGCACCAACAGAAAUUGCAGAUUUGUGUAUGGGUGUUUACGGGACUGGCGGGGGUGGAGGGUAUGUUGGUGUAGUGUCAAAGGACAAAUGGGGAAAUGGGUUUAAUGUGAAUGGGGUGAAAGGAAGGAAGUUCUUGGUGCAAUGGGUAUGGAACCCUGUGAAAAGAAGAUGCUUUGGUCCCAAUGCCAUGGACUAG